UCCUCUCCAGCCCUGAUGAAGGGCCUCGGCCUGAAACGUCGACUGUUUCUUACCCUCCACAGAUGCUGCCCGACCUCCAGCGUCUGCAGAAUCCCCCGUGUUUAUGUCUGUGGAGAAUCAGUAAACGUUUCUGAUGGAAGCUCUCCGUCAGAACGGAGAUUAAACAAGUUAGCUUUAAUCGUCAGCUGUGCUGUGGUGGAUGGGUCAGCGGCACAACUGGCGUCGAAUCGCAGUGUGCUGGAGGAGCUCGGGGUGUCCAACACGCUGCUCUCUUCAACUAAAUGCCGUCAACGUUCGAAAAUCCACGAGGAGGUCAAGGAUUACUAUGGAAAGAGGCUGAAGCAAACGGAAGAUCUGGUACUGAAUGCCUGUGUCACUCCUGCUAAAGCACUCGCUAAGCACGUGCACGAAGCAUUGAAAGAUGUUCACGAGAAAGUGAGCGCCAGGUAUUACGGAUGUGGACUCGUGAUUCCUGAAAGCUUGGAGAAUUGUUGGAUCCUGGAUUUGGGAAGUGGGAGUGGCCGGGACUGCUAUAUGCUCAGCAAACUGGUCGGGGAAAAGGGCCACGUGACUGGGAUAGACAUGACUGAUGGGCAGAUACAACUGGCAAAGAAGUUUGUUGACUAUCACACGAAGAAGUUUGGCUUCAGUAAACCCAAUGUGGAUUUCCUUCAAGGAUACAUUGAAAACCUUGGUGAUGUUGGAUUGAAAGACAGUACCUUUGAUAUUAUUAUAUCAAAUUGCGUAAUAAACUUAUCGCCAGAUAAAACAGCUGUGCUGGAAGAGGCCUAUCGAGUGUUAAAGGAUGGUGGUGAGAUGUACUUCAGUGAUAUCUAUGCUGACUCUGAACUGCCAGAAUCUAUCAGAAAGCACAAGGUUUUGUGGGGUGAGUGUCUGGGUGGAGCUCUCUCGUGGAAAGAGUUUCUCAAAAUUGUGGAGAAGGUGGGGUUCAGUGCUCCACGGCUGGUCAGUGCCACCAAGGUCCCCAUGGACAAUGAAGAACUCCAGAAGUUAAUUGAUGGCUACAAGUUUGUUUCUGUCACAUGCCGACUGUUCAAAAUCCCAGCCGGCACUGCGAGAGAGAAAAGCCGCGUAAGUUACAACGGCUCCAUCAUGGGCUGCACAGAGAAACUGGAGUUCGACGUCAAUUACACGUUUAAUGAAGGACAGACUGUGGUUGUGGACGAGGAAACUGCAGCGAUUCUCAACAGCUCCCGAUUUGCAGAUGAUUUCACUAUUCAGUCACUUGCCAAAGUGUCUCCCGGCUCUGCAGAAUGCCCACCCACUGAGUCACAGGCUGCUGCUGUCGUUGAUCCUUUCCAGCUGUCCGAGAAACCGGCAGAGGGACAGAAUCCAUCCUGUGCAACAGCGUGCCGCACACCGAGCAAGGGUUGCUGCUGAAUCACCUGCAUCCACUGGAGGAAAGAGAUUUGCUUGCUUAGAUAAUCAGCAAACAUAUCUAUGAAUGAUUGGAGGGAAGAGAGAGGUUGGCCUGAAGAGGGUCAGAAUUGAAUAUUGCACCAUCGUGCCUUCUUCACCACUCCACUCAUAGGAAUAGUGCAGCAGCCAUCUCUAUCCCCGUGUGAUUGUGGGACUGCUGAGGUCAUGUAUUGCCUCCUGCAGCUGGUCCUGCUGAAUUCAACGUGUAAUCUUAAAUGAUGCUUUUUUAGAAACUCCCAAGAGUUUCUGUGUUGGGUGUGCCUGUGACAAGGUCACAGUGCACAACAAUCCAACAUAUACUUCAUGGGCAAUGUCAAUGGAAAGUGAUUUUGCUUUUUAAUCUACCUGAAGGGUUGUGGGAGGGGGGAAGAAAUUCCUCUUCGUAGGUGAAUGUGACUCCAUUCUGAGAGCUAUUGGCGCCAACGAAGUUCAAAGUACAUUAAUUAUUGUAUUCAUAUUUAAUACAACCUUGAAAGGUCUUUCAGGCAGCCGCAAAACAAAGAACCUAUUAAAAAACAAAGUCUGUCAAACAUCCAAUUUGCAGAGAGAGAAAAGAAAAACAAUAAAAGCCAGCAGAUAGCAUUCAGAACUGAAGCGUUAAGAAAACGAGGCCAGAGACACGAAGCCGGGCAUCAAUGCAGCCAGAGCUGAGCCAACACGGCAGCACUGCGAGCAGAACCCCCAGUCCCGAUACCCCGAUCACAUCUCAGCUCUUACCAGACCAUAGAGAAGGCUCAAAGCUCACGCUUUCAGACUGGCUAGGAUUCUGGAUACAGCAGAGGGCUGAGGUUUCUAUUUCUUGGAUGAGAGUUGACUGCUUGAAUCUUCAAGCCAUAGAAGGCUGCAGUGUCAUUCUGGUUAAUGAAGACUGCGGUUGGCAUGGAUUGUGAGCUGCAGAGAGCAUUGCCGUUUGAUAACUGUAUGUAAACUGAGUGCUUCAGCCAUUGUGCUCACCAACUUUGUCUUUGACCUUUGAUCUGUGUGACUGAUCUAUGGGAUGGAGGAGGAGUAAAAAGAUUAGCCUUGACAUUGGAUAGCUGAUCAGACUAACAAAGCCCCUUAGCCAACUUCUGCUUUUCCUAUGCAAUAAACACAAUUGAGUAAA
Hypanus sabinus (Atlantic stingray) is the source of this 2545-nucleotide messenger RNA. RefSeq names its product arsenite methyltransferase (gene as3mt). The record is from RefSeq and is a predicted model, not a curated record. NCBI's taxonomy places the organism in Eukaryota, Metazoa, Chordata, Chondrichthyes, Myliobatiformes, Dasyatidae. Gene Ontology annotation, molecular function: arsenite methyltransferase activity. Gene Ontology annotation, biological process: arsonoacetate metabolic process; toxin metabolic process. Gene Ontology annotation, cellular component: cytosol. The transcript is spliced from 11 exons. The coding region runs from base 16 to 1401 and encodes 461 amino acids.